AUGGGAAGCAUCGUGGAGACCUCGACGCUGCCGUACUGGCAGGUCAACGUCCCGCCCGAGAGCCGCACGGACGAAUGCCCGGAGGGCCUCCGCAACCUCUCGGCCAAGGACGUGGGGAUCUUGCGAACCCCGGAUGCCGCCUACCGCCCGCAGACGUGGGACGAAGUCCGCAGGCUCGUGGCGACCAACAGGCUUGACCUGUUCCAGCGCGUACCAUCGGAGCUGAGACGGUACCGGCUGUUCAUCCAUCAUCUGAUCAAAGAGUACGGGAGCGUCAUGAACUUUGUUUUGAAGCACCGGCUGGGGUGGCAGGAGCCGCUCCAAGCUGUGGGGAAGCCAUUCGACACGGAGGGGGAUUGGAGGGUGCUGUACAACGACUGGCCGUACGGGAUCGAUGCUCGGAUCGUGCAUCUUGUUGUCUGGACCAAAUUCGAGCUCGAAGAGAACCCGGCGACGGGGGAUCUGACGGAGGGGGCGAGAGAAGACAUCGACGCUUUUGUGGACAAGACGUUCCGCUCAAAAAUGAAACCCGACACGGUCAUCUGGUUCAAGAACUGGCGGAGUCUCAAGUCCGUCCACGCUGUCGAACAUUUUCAUGUCAUGCUCUUCGACCCUGAUCCUGAGUUCAUUCGGGAGAUUACCAACGGAGAUGUUCCGCAGUGUGACAAGUUCAAGGUAUGA
Colletotrichum graminicola M1.001 is the source of this 681-nucleotide messenger RNA. RefSeq lists its product as uncharacterized. NCBI's taxonomy places the organism in Eukaryota, Fungi, Ascomycota, Sordariomycetes, Glomerellales, Glomerellaceae. Bases 1 to 681 code for a protein of 226 amino acids. The record is from RefSeq and is a predicted model, not a curated record. Gene Ontology annotation, cellular component: cytoplasm. The transcript has 2 exons. Gene Ontology annotation, biological process: N-acetylglucosamine metabolic process.